Molecule: messenger RNA, 621 nt
Organism: Lactuca virosa
Lineage: Eukaryota; Viridiplantae; Streptophyta; Magnoliopsida; Asterales; Asteraceae
Source: the annotation of a GenBank genome assembly
AUGGCCCAGGAAUUGGAAUUCGGGAGCAGAUUACAGAAGAGGAAAGAUGGGUUAAAACCUAUAUCGAUGGCGUAUGAGAGUAUGAAAGAGUACAAAGCUGCAAAAAUAAGGGAAUUGAAACCAGUUGUGUUGAAUAAUCCUCAAUUUUCGGUGGACAAGAACGAAGGUGAUGACACCGAAGAUGAAAUUGACGAGGGAGAAGGUAGCAGGGGCAUUAAAGUGGCCCCUAGGAACCCUAAAUUGGUUGUAUAUGAUCCUGAAGCUGCCAAAGAUCCAGAAGAAAGAUGGGCAAACCAGUACAUUGCUUCUACUGGUUGGUUGCGUGAGAAUAUUCCUUUUGAAGAUUCUUCUGGAAGCACGACAGGUUUUGUCCAUGGUGAUUUACGGAUUGAUAAUCUUGUUUUCCAUCCUGUUGAUAAUCUUGUUUUCCAUCCUGUUGAGGGAAACCCAUGGCCUCUUGUUGGACGGAAGUUUUAUAUUGCAUUUUCAUUUUUCCGUGGUGCAUCAAUCUUGGCAGGUGUCCACAAUAGUGAAGAUGAUUCAAUGGAUGAUAUUGGUGAGAUUCCAAUUCUAUUGGAAUGGAAUCACGAAUUCCAAUUCUGUUGGAAUCACAGAAGUUGA